Messenger RNA from Oppia nitens, 2742 nucleotides. Its product is annotated as synaptogenesis protein syg-2-like. Gene Ontology annotation, molecular function: protein binding. Bases 19 to 2742 code for a protein of 907 amino acids. NCBI's taxonomy places the organism in Eukaryota, Metazoa, Arthropoda, Arachnida, Sarcoptiformes, Oppiidae. The transcript has 15 exons. The record is from RefSeq and is a predicted model, not a curated record.
GGCAUUAAACUUAAAGCUAUGAGUCCAGUAUCUAAAGAGCGAUCAGACUUUCCAGCCUAUAAUGCAGUGGUUGGCGGUGUGGUAGCUCUUCCAUGCAAUGUAACCCCUCCUACAUAUGAUGACGGCGUGUCACUAGUGUUGUGGUAUAGGGACGACACGGGAAACCCUAUCUAUACAGUGGACGCUCGGACCACACAUUUAGAUAAUGCCAAACAUUUUUCCUCAUCAGAAAUAUUGGGAAACAGAGGUGUCUUUAAUAUAACAUAUCCGAUGGCAUACAUGAGGAUUAAUCCGGUCAAAGCCAAUGAUGGCGGCGAAUACCGGUGUCGAGUGGACUACCGUCGGGCCCGGACUGUCAACCGGAUCCUUAAGCUCAAUGUUAUUGUGCCUGUAUCUAAAGUGGUUAUCUAUGAUGACUCUCGCAAUCGCAUCAGUGAUAUCGCUGGUCCAUUCAAUGAGGACUCGUCGGUCAAUUUGACGUGUGAAUCGGAAGGAGGAAACCCUUCGCCGACAGUCAAAUGGUGGCGGGGCUCAGCCUUAAGCGAUGAAUCCUAUUACACAACACCUAAAGGACUCAUCAGAAAUGUGAUACAUAUACCAAAACUAACGAGAGAUGACCUGAUGAUGGUUCUGACCUGUCAGGCGUCCAAUACCAACCUGACAGUGCCUGCAACACAAACCAUUGCUAUUGAUCUCAAUUUAAAGCCAAAGGAAGUGCGAAUUAUAACUCCGGCACACAAUAUGUCGGCCGGAGAUCGGGUAGAGUUGGUCUGCCAGUCGAGUGGCUCUCGACCGGCGGCUAAGAUUAACUGGUGGAAGGGUUCGACACAAAUAGAUAGUAGUGGCGAAAGUACAUCAGAUGACGGAUCAGUUACGACCAAUUUCUUAACUUUUAUGCCAUCAAUAGAUGAUAAUGGAAAGACAUUGUCGUGUUGUGUCACUAAUUUAAAAUUUCCUGAUUUUGAACUGAAAAAUAAUUGGACAUUAAAUGUCUUAUACGCACCGAUUUUAUCAUUGAUUUUGGGCGCCAGUGUUCAACACCAGGAAAUACUUGAAGGCAGUGAUGUAUACUUUGAGUGCAAUAUUCAAGCCAAUCCACCCGUCACUCAACUCAGUUGGUUAUAUAAUGACCAACCAUUAGAUAGCACGACAAAAACAACGGCGAUUGAAGUUAAAAAUAAUUCACUAUUGAUUCGUAAUAUAGGACCUAAAAUGCAUACCGGAAAGUACCAGUGCUUUGCUGUCAAUAGUCAGGGAAAGGGUGAAAGUGAUGUCGUCAAUCUCAAAGUUAAAUAUCCACCAAUUUGUAAGUCAGUUCAGAGAGUAUACUACGGAGUGGCCAAACAAGAAGAAGCGAGAGUUGAGUGCGAAGUAGACGCCGAUCCAAGUGAUGUAGAGUUUCAUUGGGCUUUCAAUAACAGCGCCAAUGAUAACCCGGAUAUGAUAUCAUUUGUCAGUGAAGGCAAAAAAAGUUAUGCAACUUAUAUACCACGAGUUGACUUAGAUUACGGACGACUAUAUUGUUGGGCACAGAAUAGCGCCGGCAAACAGAGAGAGCCGUGUGUUUUCUUUGUCAUUGAAGCCGGACCGCCUACUCCACCAGACAACUGUUCCCUAACUAAUAUAACAGCACAUGAAGUAACUAUAGAAUGUUUGCCGGGAUAUUCUGGUGGUUUGGAUCAGAUCUUCUAUCUGGAAGUCUUCAGUGCGAAUCCAAACCGACUUUUAGUUAACUUAAGUUCAACGGAAUAUCCAUUUUUCAUUGCAAAAGGAUUGCCGGCCGGCUAUGCCUUUCGUUUGAUUGUAUACUCGAGUAAUACUAAAGGAAAGAGCAAAGGCGUCACCAUUACUGGCAAUACACUGGUGGCCGCUCACUGGCAAAGUGAUAAUACGGAAGACUUAGAAAUUAGUCCACUGCUGACAGUCCUUAUGAUAGUUGUGGGCGCUCUCAUUGUUUUGGCAAUCAUUAUCAUAAUGAUUAUGAAAAUCAAAUCAGAAGAACAACUUAAACAUCAUAAUCAAGAAUUAGCAUCAGUUCAACCAACUGAUACAACAAAGACAACUCCCAGAUCUAUAAUGAAAAAGACAUCACAUUUGCAAAACUCAUACAUCGAUAACAAGAGAGAGGGAACGUGUCAUACGAUUAAAAUAAGAGAUUCAAUGCAAAUGAGAGAAAUAACAUCAGUUUUAGAGGAAAACGAGGAUAUGGAAAGAGAGGGUUCAUUUUCAGUUAGCAACCAUAGCUCUACCCCACUGACCCUUUAUGUGCCUCCGCCGCCCCAUUGUUUCACAGACGGCCCAAUAUCUACCAAACGGUGCCAAUUAAUGACUGAUAUGCAAGAUUUGUCCGUAAAUUCUGGUCUCUCGACUAGAGAUCAGUCAAAUAUUUUGUAUUCAUUUAAACACAACCAUAUAAUACCACAAAAAGAAGAGAAUCAUAAGCAAAAAGUAGAAAUUGUGGUCCCAGUGCUUAAAAAACGGAACCUAUUAGACACAACCAUCACUGAAAUCAAUGAUAUAGACUCCAAACAGUAUAGAUGUUUAUAUAAUAAUACAGAAUCGCUAAAUGCAAUCAACAAAAUAGUUAGUCCGGCGUCGGGUGGCUCUCAACACGACUCAGGACAGGAGGACGACGAAGAGUGUUGUAAUAACAAUACACCACUUAUGGAGAUUAAACGUCCGGAUCAAGCGUGGGUAUUGAUUGAACAAAUCGAUAACUCAGAGCCAUCGACACCCGUCUGA